Molecule: messenger RNA, 288 nt
Organism: Varanus komodoensis (Komodo dragon)
Lineage: Eukaryota; Metazoa; Chordata; Lepidosauria; Squamata; Varanidae
Product: gallinacin-13-like
Exons: 2
Coding region: 1-189 (62 amino acids)
Biological process (GO): defense response to Gram-positive bacterium; innate immune response in mucosa; defense response to Gram-negative bacterium
Cellular component (GO): extracellular region
Molecular function (GO): CCR6 chemokine receptor binding
Source: RefSeq, a predicted model, not a curated record
AUGAAGAUCUCGACCUUGCUCUGUGCACUUCUCCUCCUCCUCCUCCUCUACCGGUCUGCCCCAGCGAUGGGGGAUCUUUAUGACAGUCUGGAGUGCCACAACCAUCAUGGCCACUGCCGGAGAAUUUGCUUCCACAACGAAAGGUCGAUCGGCACUUGCACCAACAGGCGGCAACUCUGCUGCAAGUGAAGGGGGCCGGCCGGGGUUGCGUUGGACCAGGAAGCACACCGAGCCUCGAGGGAGACCCGGGUAAUGCCCCCAAACUGGGCGAAAGGAAGCCACAUCCAA